This is a messenger RNA of Geosmithia morbida, 648 nucleotides long. RefSeq lists its product as uncharacterized. The coding region runs from base 1 to 648 and encodes 215 amino acids. The transcript has a single exon. Lineage: Eukaryota; Fungi; Ascomycota; Sordariomycetes; Hypocreales; Bionectriaceae. The record is from RefSeq and is a predicted model, not a curated record.
AUGCGGGCCACACUGACAAGACUCCCAGCGAUUCGUCCACGUGGCUUGGGAGCGUUCCCGGCAGCAGGCGCGACCAAGAGAUUGCCGACACGAUUGCCAGGUGAGGCGCAGCAGCCAUCCAGAAGGCGACAGCGUGCAAGGGUCGACGUCGUUUCCGCCCGAACUCUUGUUCUGGGAGCUGCCGAUCUUCCCCUUGGCGUCCCCCCCGGGUCGGUUCAUAUGCCCGUCCCAUGCUACUGUGUCGGAGGGCGAACCAGCAUGGGGUGGAAAACCCGGACGGUGAUACUGAGCUGUCCAGGUACCCAGUGCCUGGUGGCCUCGUCGGUCGUCGCCACCAUUCCCAGCGUCGGAAGCCCGAGCCGGAGGAUGAGCGACAAGGGGAGCACCUCGAGGUCGGCCGGCGGCACGGUAAGAGUAGAAGGUGCCUCCGCAGCCUCUCUUCGAUGUGCUCGAGACACCGGCCAGAUGGAAAGCGCACCGCACUGCCGAGCCGACGGAGACGGAGACGGACUCGAUGACGAGCCCCCAGAGGAUGUACAGCUUGGAUACAUGUCAGCCGGACCCGCGGUGCGUCCUCCAGAGCCUCCAGGAUUCAGGAGCCCCGUCGGCAACGGUAUAGCCAUCCUCGGAGGGCUCGAUAGGGUGUAG